AUGGUGGAAGAGUUCUCUGGAGUGGCCGACUUCUUGUUGGUCUACAUCGAUGAGGCUCAUCCUUCAGACGGCUGGGCAGCUCCUGGCAUCUCCUCUUAUGAAGUGAAGAAGCAUAGGAACCAAGAAGAUCGUUGUGCUGCUGCCAACAAACUCCUUGAGCAAUAUUCCCUCCCCCCACAGUGCCAGGUGGUUGCAGACUGCAUGGACAAUAACACCAACGUGGCCUACGGGGUUUCUUUUGAAAGAGUGUGCAUUGUACAGAGGCAAAAAAUUGUGUACCUUGGAGGUAAAGGGCCAUUCUUCUACAACCUCCAGGAAGUAAGGCAAUGGUUGGAACUCACAUUUGGAAAGAAGGCAGGAAGUGGACAAACUGGCACAGAAAUGACUAACGAUGAAGGAAUAAGACAGAAAACCAGUCUAUUUUUGUUAUAG
Molecule: messenger RNA, 432 nt
Organism: Staurois parvus
Lineage: Eukaryota; Metazoa; Chordata; Amphibia; Anura; Ranidae
Source: the annotation of a GenBank genome assembly